AUGCCCAUCACCAACCCUUGGAACUCAUCUGGGCCGGAAAUUCCUCCUCCACCGUCUUCUCGACCCACAGCAUAUGGUUCAUCCGCAAAUCGCGGUCCACCACCUAUCCCACCUUCUCGCCCAACUCAGUACUCAUCCCUCAGCGACUUGACUCGCGGUACAGCUCAAGCUCAUACCGAAUAUCAAUACUCUCCACAGCCAGAGUCCAUGGGAUACCGACCUCGACCAGAGCAACAAUCGUCCUACGGUGCAUCCGGUAGACAGAUGCCGCCGCUACCCAGUAACUACGGACGAGAAAUCCCCCCUGUUCCACCGAGACAUGCGCCUGUGGGAGAGACUCGACCUGCGGCUGCUCCAGUUCAAUCUGGAUGGAGAGGUGCCGCCGCUACCGCUGGAUCCUAUGUCCCGCCCAGUGUCAGCGCCACGGCCUCCAGUGUAGCGGAUCGAGCUCGAGACGGAUUCGAUAGCGUCUUCACGAACGAACGUAAAGGACAAGUGAUGUCUGGCGUCGGCAAGGCAGCCGCUGGCGCCGCAAAGCUUACUGGGAAAGCUGCUUGGUCUAUUGGCAAGUUUGCAGCGAAAUGA
This is a messenger RNA of Kockovaella imperatae, 585 nucleotides long. RefSeq lists its product as hypothetical. The coding region runs from base 1 to 585 and encodes 194 amino acids. The transcript is spliced from 3 exons. Lineage: Eukaryota; Fungi; Basidiomycota; Tremellomycetes; Tremellales; Cuniculitremaceae. The record is from RefSeq and is a predicted model, not a curated record.